Acanthaster planci (crown-of-thorns starfish) is the source of this 2292-nucleotide messenger RNA. RefSeq names its product epsilon-sarcoglycan-like. The record is from RefSeq and is a predicted model, not a curated record. Gene Ontology annotation, cellular component: membrane; sarcoglycan complex. Gene Ontology annotation, molecular function: calcium ion binding. Lineage: Eukaryota; Metazoa; Echinodermata; Asteroidea; Valvatida; Acanthasteridae.
CCGAGGUCAACAUAACAAGAUCUUUCCGUUGAACUUGCAGUGUUGUAGCUCUUAGUAGAAGACGCAAGAUUUUGCUUCUUUUUUGGUAUUUACCGUCAUCAAGUGAAGAAGAAGAAAAGCUUAUCAGUUUGAAGACUACUAUGGCUUGUGCCUUUAUUUAUGCAGUUGUUUUUGCUUUUGUGUCUGCCAUCUCUCUGUCAAGGGGCGAAGAGGCAACAGUCGGCAUCAACUUCCAGUAUGUCUUUGAGAAAGAAAACUUCUUCGGACCGUUCUCCUUGGGGCCCAACCAGCCCGGCCCACUUAUCUACAAGCCCUCCCUUAUUGGCAAACCAGGCCUUCCUGAGUGGUUGAGAUAUAUCCAGACAGACCCUACCCGUCAGGCCUACAUGUAUGGCACACCUGAUACAGAUAAUAUUGGCGACAUCACUCUUGAGAUCAUAGCCCUGAACACAGACACCUACCAGUCUGCUCGUGUCAAGGUGCCGAUAUCAGUAACUUACCACUCAGAUACUCCAAAGUACCUUGCUACGUUCUUCCUCAGCAACCAAAAUGUUGGCGACAUGCUCUCAGCAAUCCGCCAACGAGACUUCCUCAAUAGGUCAGGUUUGGUCUGGUCCACGCAGACGCCCCUGGUCAUCCACAGGUUGAGGCCACCAUCCGACUCGAUUGAGCUUGGAAACCCCACGCCAGGGAAGGAGGGUGUCUACGUGACCAUUGGCUCGACAACGCCCUUUUCCCCAGAGCUACUGGGAGUGAACGCAGAGGCAACCAGCAACUGCGUCAAUGGAGCGUACGUGCCGUUGAAACUGGGCAGUGUUUUCCCGCCGACAUUUGCGGUUGACUGGUGCCGCUUAGAACUGACCCAAGCAAACAGGUCAUCCCAGCUGAACACACCUUCAGGCGCCAAGCCGGUCACCCUGGGCGGUGAGUACCAUCCUCCAGCGCUGACCAACGAGCCGCCCAAUCACCUGGUAGAAUUUCUGCUGAUUGUCAUUCCGCCGCUGGCCGUGGCAUUGAUCUUUGUCAUUGUGCUGGGCGUCCUGAUGUGUAGCUUCAGGGGUAGUUCCAAACAUAUUGCAAGAACUCCUGAAAUACAACUGACCCAUCACCAAAACCUUCGUCAGGCCUCUCGGCAGCUGAGGGCGCUUUCAAAUCGUCGUGAUGGAGCCCCGUCGUCUUCACCGUCCACACCGAUUAUCCCCCACGGGGCAAAUCCAGCAGUCAGUAGUGUACAGUCCUCUCCGCGGCAUCACAUACGUGACCCUGAUGCGUUGCCCAUGACGAGCACCCCAAUGUUUAGUCGUACGUCCCCACCCCCGUACCGUGUCCCACCUCAGCACCCAUCCUUACCAACAACCCCAGGACAUCAAGAAACAAGCUUCAGCGAUCCGUUUGACAACAGGCGUCUGUCUGAACCAGGCAACCCAAGAGGACGUCCACUGCCCUCGCCGAUCAGAUCUCCACCCCCGUUCAUGAGUGGUCCGUCCUCUAGGGGCUACCAAGCAGGAGCAGCAGCAUCCUAGGAGAUACCAAGUGGCUGAAGUAGUAGGGGUGAUCAAAGACCACUUGUGCAUGUGCAAUGUUGAUGGUAUUCAAGUUGUUAUGGUAUUGUAUAAAGAUAGACUUUUCUUGCGUUAAGCUUGUCAAAUAUCUGGUAGUGAAAUUUUGCAUGAAUAAAUAUAAACAUUGUGUGUCAAAUAAUUCUAGUUCAUUUUAAAAAACUGUCAGAGACUUGGAUUUUUUUCAUUUACAGAGUAAAAAUCAUAAACACUGAAAUUAAAGGGCAUUGUCUGCUAACUGGCUGUAUAAAAACUUGCCGAGAUUAAUCACUUGUUUUGAAGUACAGGUGUGUAUGUGUCACAAAUUAUAAAAAUGUCAUCCAAAUAUUUAAUGAGCUUGUCAACAUAAACAAUUCAAACUUAAUUGCAAUGUCUGUUCUUGCAUUUAAAUAAUUUUCCCACCAGAAGACUCACAGGAUCCACGAUGCACAAAAUCUGUCGACCCAGUGCACGCUUGGAAAGGGUCAACAGAUUAGUGGACUAUGGACCCCAACUGGCUCCAUAGGAAAGUGCACAUGUAAACAAAGUGUGAAGUCAUAUGGGCUUUUUACAAAGGAAUACUUUGACAAAGGCUUGACAUUGCAGAACAAAAUGUUCAGUCCUACGACGUUCAAGUCAAAAAACAACUGCGAUGUUAGGAAUACUUUGACAAAGGCUUGACAUUGCAGAACAAAAUGUUCAGUCCUACGACGUUCAAGUAAAAAAACAACUGCGAUGUUGGAGAGGUUUUUGC